GACAAAACAAAGCCGCUCGUCUACAUCAUUAUUAGCUUCCCUGUUAGACCAUUAGCAUCGAUAAUGUGCCCAUGUAGACGAGACAGACAAUGCCGUGGCUGAGCGGUCACCUGCUUCGCAGAUUUCGCUUCAGUGACGAGAAAAGGCAAAUGUGGGGUCGUUCUGCUUCGAUGGCAAUAAACACCAUGUGUAGUGAGGCGUGUGAUUUAGGGAUAUUGGACACGGUAUCCCUUCACUCUUUAAAGAACUACGGAUUUGUGCGUUACAUAAUCCGCAUACAGGAGAGGUGAGGCCUGUUCUCUCCUAAGCCCCGAUUGGAACAUCUCUUGGAUCACAUUUGUUGCAGUCAGUUAUUCGUUGCAAGUGCUUCAGGAAAAAUUCCAUCAUCUGGGACCCCGUAAGUAAGAUCCAUUGGAAGACAUGAGGCAUCGCCAUGAUAUACCUUAUCAUGGUGGUCUUCUCUACUAUUGCAUUGCCAUCCUGCACAGGAAUGGAGUCAGCCCUCCAUUCUGCCAGGACCAAGCAAGCAGUCAGUCCUUCCUUCACCAGCAGAGCUUCUCCUGACACUACAUUAUCUAAAGAAACUAGUGGAAAACCAUAUCUACUGUAUCCACUUUUCAGAAGACAAGAGUCAAGCACCCUUGAUGUAGUGACAAACCUUUCCUUCUCGACACAUAGCGUCUUUGGCCUUUCUUUAGAUAAACACUCUUCAUGGCAAGGCAGCAGCUUAUCCAAAGGCUGUGGACACCGCAAGCAUAACUACAAAGGUAAAGUUAUCAGUGGAACCAAUGGAGAGGAAAAUCUAAGAACAAGACGGAAACUUGCAGAACACAAGUUAAGGAUUCGUCCAGUUCUGAAUUCUCAUUAUCGGCAUAAGAACUUGGAAACAGAGCAGCAGAAUCGUAGCAGUGACAUCCGUACCUUCAAGAUCGACGAAAGAAAUUUGAUGUCAAAUACGAGUGAAGUAGACGACAGGGUUUUAGAAAACAAACUUAAAAAGAAAAUAUUUGAUUUUAAAAAACCUAUGAACGGGGACCCACUUUCUUUAUCUGCUGUAUCAGAACUGCACAGUCUAGCAAACAACGUUCUAAGAAUGACUACAGACAGUAUGAAGAAUAGUCAAAACUGUGAUAAAGUAAAGCGUAGCGUUGACUCAAAGAAUCUGGAGGAGGCAUUCGACGAAGGGAUUCGUCAACCAGGCAACUGGUCUUCCGUAUUACAAGAAACAUCAAAUGACUCCCGUGGCCUUAACUUAGAAAAUCCAGACCCUUCCCGUGUUUCACCCAAUGCCCAUGAAACUCGUGGCUCUAUUAACAUCACUAAAACCACAAACUCCACCAGACGAGGUAAGAGGAGAAGGAGAGGAAGAAGACGGCAGCAGCAAAGCAAAGAUCUUGCUCUUUGGAUUGAUGAACAACAGGUCAAGCUCUUCAGUGGGUACACGAUGGAGAUUUUUGUCAUCCAUGAUGGGAAAGUGCUGCCUUACAUCUUGGACCCAAAUUUUGAGAAGCAUUUGCCUGUGAUCCCAUACGAGGUUCAACGAGUCAAUUUUACCUGGCAAGCAGGACGGAGAAGAUAUUACUACACGUUUGACCGGCUGUUCUCACACAACCCAGAAAUCCUAGAGGCUCCUGUUGUGUCUCUCUCUCCUAAAGGAAGGGUCCCAAGGAAACCCAAAGUGUUCACUGUAAAUCUCUACUGCUUUGGAAACUCUUCUGGCAUUGCGUCGUUUGAGAUAGGCCUCCUGAUGCAGACUCGCAGGGGUAAGCCCUUGCCUGGGACGCCACUGAGACUAAAACUCCGCAAGGAAUGCACACAGUCCAGUAAGCACAACAACAGUUACGGUGUUGACCCGGAAUGUGAUGAGAAGUGUGAAAAUGGCGGAGUGUGCGAUGUGGGUCGCAAAUGCCAGUGCCCUGAGGGGUAUAUGGGACCUUAUUGUAACACAGCACUUUGUUACCCCCAGUGUAUGAAUGGGGGCACUUGCACGACUCCCGGGCGAUGCACGUGUCCUCCCGGGUAUCAGGGGCGUCACUGUGAAGGAGGUAUAUGUCGUGAAAAAUGUGAAAACGGAGGAAAGUGUAUCCAGAAAGACACGUGUGCCUGCCCAAGGGGUUACUAUGGAAACCGGUGUGAAUUCAGUAAAUGUGUCAUUCCCUGCAUCAACGGAGGUCGAUGCCGAAAUGUCAACAAAUGCAGGUGUCCUCGAGGCUUUGCUGGAGACCAUUGUGAAGUCGUCACUGGGCACAACAUUGGUGCCUUGUCUCUCAUUCGUUGCUCCAGGAAAUGUCGUCAUGGAUCCUGUAGUGGCACGAACUGCAUCUGUAAAGAAGGCUUCACUGGGAAGUGGUGCAGAAGACGUGGAAAUUCACGAAAGCGAGUCUGGAUGUAAGAAGGAAGGCUCCAGAAACCUGGCCUCGUCCCUUCCCGGCUCCCGCUCGCCCUGCCGACAUUACGUACAAGUUGGUCGGCCCACUUCUAUGAGGAUCCUUUGCCCCAGCUGCAGUUAUUGAGUAGAGCAUACUUUCAAUAACAAUAUCUUUAUAUGAACAUUCUAAAGCACUUUGAGACUAUAGCAUAUUCUAUAAUGAAAAAAGUAUUUUCCUAUAGAAUGAUCUUUCGUGAAUAUGUAAAUGAUAGUCAUACUUUUUUUAGCUAAAAUGUGAAAUGUAUUAAAGAUAAACCUAAAACUUGUGCUUUUACAAAGUGCCAUUUCAUUAGCUAUGUGAUGAAAAUUUGUGAACCUGUAACACUCUGCAUAAUCUCUUUAUCUACAGAAUAGUCUUUGCUUAUCUUAAUGUGACAUAUUUUAGUAAGCUUUAGAGGAAAGGUGCAGGGUUCGUAGUUGCGAUGAAAGAAAGACUGCCAGCAAAGACUGCACAGAAACAGCCGAGUGAAUUCAGCAGUUCUUUCACCAGACGCGUCUCUUUGAUAUAUCGGUCGUGAUGCCACAAACAUUGAAAAAGUAAUUAGCUCAUCUUGAGCUGUUAAGAUUUUGCUUUUGAAUAGAAAGAUGAAACAAAGAUGAGUCGAGCAUACCCACCAUUGUUUUUGGGAUCUUGACAUCCAGGUUCGCAUUACUGUCAGCCAAUGAGAUGUUAUGUGCAUGAAGAAGAAAUGGGUGAUCUAAUAAAUUUAUUAGGAUUCUGGAAGGUCCCGAUGCAACGAUUCUUGGUCAAAAAGGGAAAAGUAAACAGUGAUGCCAGCAUCCAGCGAUAAGAGAAUGUGUGCAAAUAAUUAUAGAGGCGUUAUGAGGAAACAUCUUGAUAAAAAAGGAAGAUGAAAGUCUAACGUGAAUUUUGUCCGUGAUUUUAGGUUUUUGUUACCACUGUUUCACAUAUGCAUAUAUAAACAUAUGCACUUUUAAAUACAUACCUUAUGUGCACACAAAAGCAUUGCAACUGAAUUACAAUAUAAGAUUCGGUGUUUUUCAAAGCUCUGGAGAAAUUAGACAUUAGGAACCUUAAGAUUCAAGUUCUUCUACAUCAUUCCAGGUGAUAUGGCUGACAAAUGGUCUUUCUUGGUAUACGUCCAUACUACUUAAAAGUUUUAAAUUCUGACUAUUUUUUAAUGUGUUCUAGUCGGUGCUUGACGCAAGCAAAACGAAUUGGUAAUUUAAGGUACUGGAAAAAGUUUACGGUUAAGUUUCUGAUAAAUAAAUAUCGGCUUUCUCUGUGAUUCUCGUAAUGUCAAAUACUAAUGCGUUUUUGAUUGAAAGGUCUUCUGAGGAACGUUUUGGUCAUGCAGUUUUCAAAUGAGGUUAACACAGCUGCUUAUAAUGUAUGACAACUUUUGUGUAAUGCUCUAGUGAUUAUGACCACGACUCGUGGCUUUCAUAAACUUUACGGAAUUGAUGAAACUGCCCUCCUCAGCAGUGCUUCACCUCCAAUGCCUUUCUGUUAAAAGUUGCAGCUGAGUUUUCAUUGAUUUUAAAUGUGCUUCUCGGUAGGUUAAAAUGAUCUAUGGCUUAACUACAGAAAUGGAGGUUCGCUAGAGGCUAAAUAUUGGGAUAGUUUCAGUUCCGGUAUCCUAAGGUGUCAGAAAGGAGGGAAAACCGGCAAUGGCGGGGUAUUGUUAGCCGUGAUUAUGACAGUAUUGCGAUUUCUGUAGCUGACAAUGACUGGUGAUUGACAAGGAGACUGGAACUGAAAUCCUUUCUCGCUUUCUUUUCAAUUGAAAGAUGAACUUAAGUUCAAAUAUAUCUGUACUAAAAGUUGUAAAACAAAUUAUAUUCUGUACUCUAUUUAUUCUGAAGUGUCAGUCUGUGUUGAGCAUCAGGUAAAUUGUUAACUUUGAUAUAAGGGGGAAAUUGAUCACUGGAGUUCAUAUUGCAGUUGUGCCAAUGAAUAGGACUUAGGUCUCAAGGGUGCUGAGGAGUUAUGGGGCACUGUAUCUACUACUUUGAUUCGAUUUUUUUUAUUUUUUUAUUUGGUUGCUUCAGUCGAACUGGUUUCCUUGAUUUUGUAUCUUUUAUUAUUAUUAUGAUGAUGAUUAUUAUUAUUAUUAUUAUUAUUAUUAUUAUUAUUAUUAUUAUUAUUAUUAUUAUUAUUAUUAUUAUUAUUAUAUGUAACAGAAAUCUUUCAGGAUAAAGGAUUUAUUGAUACCCGCGAGACGGAUGCUAUUAAUAUAUGUUUUACUUGGACUGUUUGUCAUAACAUUUUAUAUCAAUAACAAAUGAGAAAAAACGUUUAUUUGUAUUGAUGACCGUAAAAAUAUGCUCACUUUCAGUAAAAAUGUCGACAGACUAAAAUAGUGGAGACUCUGGCUGUGAACUUCGGUUGCUCUUUGACAGGAUGUAACAAUUAGGAGGUGAUCGAAAUGAAUUAUUUCAGUCUAGAAUCCAGUUUUUUUUUCUCUCUCUCUCUCUUUCUUUUAACCAGCAUUUUGCGCAAAACAAUCUUUUGUUAACCUCCAUACCUUUAGGAAUUUUCAUGGAUGCUUACUUGACAGUGUCAAAGUAUAGAAAGUUAGCUGAUUCAUUGCUGGAUUAGGAGCUUCUGUUGUUGAUGAGACUCCGAUUGCUUCGCUUUUCAUCUCCCAGGACAGCGGGGAUGACGGAGGACUUACUCGCCUUCUUGACAUUUUCACUGAGCUUAAGGGAAACUCAGAGCUUGAUGGCCUUCAAUCUUUUCUUCUUCUUCUUCUUCUUUUUCGUGGCUUCUUCCAUAGAUGUGUCUGCUCAUGUUGAAGAAUAGUAACUUGAUUAUGACUAUUUCAUGGCAUCUUUGAAAUUUUGAAGAAGAGUGAGUUUUGACUCGACACCAAGUUUAAUGUAGCUCUUGUUUUUAUGACAGCACAGUUCAGAGAAAUGCUGUUCUAGUUUUUAAUGCUAUGAUUGUAUCCUAAAUAAAUAUGUAAAAGGCAUAAAUUCCCUUGAUUCUGUGAUUUUUAUAUAGUCAGAAGAUAAUAAAUGGAAUGUUAUGGG
Molecule: messenger RNA, 5425 nt
Organism: Macrobrachium nipponense
Lineage: Eukaryota; Metazoa; Arthropoda; Malacostraca; Decapoda; Palaemonidae
Exons: 11
Coding region: 434-2392 (652 amino acids)
Biological process (GO): anatomical structure development
Cellular component (GO): extracellular region; cell surface
Molecular function (GO): signaling receptor binding
Source: RefSeq, a predicted model, not a curated record